AACGGAAAUAGCGAGAGAGAGAGAGAGCUCUCACUCUCAAGCUUCAGCAACAGCAGGUACAGGCAGCAGCUCCCCACGCUCCCUUUUGUCGUCAAACAAUCAUAUUCUCUCACGGACAGAAGAAGCCACCAAACCUCCAUUCCUGAUUCAUGGCUUCUUCUUCCUCUUCCUUCUUCUUCGCCGAGCCCACUCCUACCGACAACAAUGGAUCAUCAUCAUCAUCAUCAGCUCCAGCUUCAUCAUCGCCAUCAUCCUCGCCGAUCACCAACAUGGCCCCAGAUCAUCUCUUCACAGUCCUGCUCCUUCUCCCCGUCGAAUCGAUCCUCUCCUUCGCCGCUACCUGCAAGAGGUUCAGGUCCCUCGCGACUUCGGACACGCUCUGGGAGUCCGUCUGCACCAGGGAAUUCGGGGCUUCCUCCGUCGACGCACUCAGAUCUUCGCUCCUCCCCAAUUUGAGAAACGUUGCUGCGAAGCCGUGGAUGGCGAUGUACAGAAAGGUGUCUCGGCUCGACACCGUGUCUUGCAGCAGGCUUCUUCCCGACCCGGACGCUGCUGAAUUGGGUGGGAUUCCCAGCCCAAGGGCUUCUCACUCCCUCAACUUCAUAUCUGAUUGCUUGGUCCUCUUUGGCGGCGGCUGCGAAGGAGGACGCCAUCUUGACGAGACAUGGAUAGCAUACGUUGGCAGCAACUCUCAAACAAUGAUAAAAUGGCAGAAAGUCAGUACAGGGAUCCCAAGUGGUAGGUUUGGGCAUACAUGUGUUGCUAUUGGGAAUUAUGUCAUCCUCUUUGGAGGUAUCAAUGACCGUGGAGUCCGUCACAACGACACAUGGGUUGGGCGAGUGCUAUCCACAGAGAAUAAUGUUGGAGGUGGCGGAAUCACAUUGUCGUGGCGGCUGCUCGAUCUUGAUCUGGGUUCCUCCAGGGCGCCACCACCAAGGGGUGCUCACGCUGCUUGUUGCUUCGAGAGGAAGAUGGUCAUCCAGGGAGGCAUAGGGCUUUACGGCCUGAGGUUAGGCGACACAUGGGUUUUGGAACCAGCAGAAGACUUCUGUUCAGGAACAUGGCGCGAGUUACUGACUUAUCCAGCACCUCCACCGCGAUCAGGGCACUCGUUGUCCUGCAUUGGAGGAACCAAAAUGGUUCUCUUCGGAGGAAGAGGGCUGGGGUAUGAGGCCAUGGAUGACUUGUGGCUCCUGCAAAUAUCUGAAAGUGGUGAUCUCAUGUGGGUGCAGGUCGUGUAUGAGAAUCAGAAGGUGCCUGAAGGAGUGUCGCUGAGACGAGUUGGUCAUUCGGCUACCCCAAUCUUGGGAGGGCGGCUGCUGAUCCACGGAGGAGAAGAUUCACUUAGGCACAGAAAAGAUGACUUCUUGAUUCUGGACAUUGAGGCGGUUUUGCCUAUCAGAGAGCAGCUGCCACCGCCGGCGCUGAAUACCAGGAGAUUGCAGCAGGCAUCGUCUAGUUUGUGGAAGAGGAUCAAUGUAAAGGGUCAUAAACCAAACCGUAGGUCAUUCCAUAGAGCUUGUGGAGAUCAAUCGGGGCGUUAUCUGUAUCUGUAUGGUGGGAUGGUGGAUGGUUUGCUUCAGCCUGGUGAAGCUGCUGGUUUGCGGUUUGAUGGGGAGCUCUUUGUUGUGGAACUUUUUCAGUAGCCUUGUAAAUCAUCAGAAAUAAGAAAGAAAAAGUAAUUAGAUCGCAUCGCCAACUAGCUCCACCUACAGCAUUGGUGUUGUCCUAUGGUUGUGUUUUUUACUCACUGCGCACCGAUCGACAUAAUAAAGCUCUCAUCAGGCCCUGUUGCUUGCUGUAGAAGUCAAAGAUGAAACCUUAAACCUCGCACAUAAAAUCUGAAUAUUGUAAUGGGAACUACAUGCUUGAUAAAACUGAACAAAAUUAUAGGAUUGUGUAACUUCUUGUUCUUCUCAGAAUGAAAAACAAAUGAUAUCGAAUACACAUUUCUUCAAAUCGACAUUAAGGUAUGAAGUUGAACUCUAAAGAUUCAGUUCCUACCUUCUAGAUUUAGAGGUGAACGAAACUGAAGAGAAGGCCGUGGAAAAAAAAUUCUACAGAAAGAAACGAUCACAACGACGAUUGAUGAUACAGAGCUGUUUAAUCGCAGAAAAUAGAAAUAAUGAAUUAGACAAAACUGCAUUUCAGGGUUCCAACUUCAGUUUGGUUCUCCACAUUUCUCCAAUGACUUUCUUGGGUGCAGGAUCGUCCGGUCCUUUGUCUCGCUGCCCUGACGUGAAGUAUAUGUGUCCGUCCCAGAAACCGACCAGCGUGGUCUUGACUCGGAAAGGAAGUUUUCCAAUCACUGACC
This is a messenger RNA of Linum tenue, 2314 nucleotides long. The record is from the annotation of a GenBank genome assembly. Lineage: Eukaryota; Viridiplantae; Streptophyta; Magnoliopsida; Malpighiales; Linaceae.